Molecule: messenger RNA, 6593 nt
Organism: Trachemys scripta elegans
Lineage: Eukaryota; Metazoa; Chordata; Testudines; Emydidae
Gene: LRCH3
Product: leucine rich repeats and calponin homology domain containing 3
Molecular function (GO): protein binding
Source: RefSeq, a predicted model, not a curated record
CUGCUGUGCCUAGAAAGCGUCUGACUGAUCUGCAGCCAGAGCAGCGACUUGCUGCUUCUCCAGCCGCGCAUGCCCACAUCAUGCGUCAGUCCCUGUGUCGUGGACUCCGCCCUCGCCCUCCGAGCAUGCGCUCUCGUUUCCUCGUCCCCGGGCUCCGCGCCUGCGCAGUGCCCAGAGGCGCCGGAGCUCUGUGGCGGCGGCGGCGGGGAAAUGGCGGCCGUGGUGCUGGUGUCCGUGGAGAGCGGCUCGGGGAUGAUACCGGCCGGCAGCCCGGCUGCGUGCGGGGCUCCCGCGGGUCCCUGUGGGCCGGGGUCGUGGAGCCGUUCCCUGGACCGGGCCCUGGAGGAGGCGGCGGUGAGCGGGGCCCUGAGUCUGAGCGGCAGGAAGCUGCGGGACUAUCCGCGGGGCAGCGCCGCCAACCACGACCUGAGCGACACCACGCAGGCCGAUUUGUCACGGAACAGACUCUCGGAACUUCCUGCAGAAGUGUGUCACUUUGUUUCCCUUGAGAGCCUUAACUUGUACCAGAACUGCAUUCGUUACAUCCCAGAGACCAUCCUGAAUCUACAGUCUUUAACAUUUCUAAAUAUCAGUCGAAACCAGCUUUCAACAUUGCCAGUACACAUGUGUAGUCUACCGUUGAAAGUUUUGAUAGCAAGUAAUAAUAAGUUGGUCUCACUACCUGAAGAAAUUGGACAGCUCAGACACCUGACAGAGCUUGAUGUGAGCUGUAAUGAAAUACAGACAAUACCUCCGCAGAUUGGCAGUCUGGAAUCUUUGCGUGACCUGAACAUCAGGAGAAAUCAUUUGGUGCAUUUACCUGAAGAGCUUGCAGAAUUGCCUUUGAUUCGAUUCGAUUUCUCCUGCAAUAAAAUCACAACAAUUCCUGUUUGUUAUCGGAACCUCAGGCAUCUUCAGACAAUCACACUAGAUAACAACCCUCUACAGUCACCCCCGGCACAGAUAUGCAUAAAAGGAAAAAUCCACAUAUUUAAAUACCUGAACAUAGAAGCAUGCAAGAUAGCUCCAGACUUGCCUGAUUAUGAUAGGAGGCCCAUGGGAUUUGGCUCUUGCCAUGAGGAACUGUACUCCAGUCGUCCCUAUGGAGCACUAGAUUCUGGUUUCAAUAGUGUGGACAGCGGAGACAAAAGAUGGUCAGGGAAUGAACCUACAGAUGAGUUCUCAGACCUCCCUCUGCGAGUGGCAGAGAUCACUAAAGAGCAGAGACUGCGAAGAGAGAGAGAGUACCAGGAGAACCGAGGGAGCACGGUUGUAACUAAUGGUGGAGUGGAACACGAUCUGGAUCAGAUUGACUAUAUUGAUAGCUGUGCCACGGAAGAGGAAGAGGAAGAGGGCUCACCAGUAAAGCCAGUGCCCAUCAGAGAUUUUCAGAGAACAGAAGACACAAGACGAUAUUUGCAUCAAAAUAGGGAUACCGAUGAAUUACGAAGACCAGAAACACUAACCUUGAUGCAGGACAGAGAGCGACACCAAGGACAGAGGAGUUAUGUAGACAAGGCAGAGAGAGUGAUGACAGACCCACUAUAUCAGCAGCUUCACCGACUACCCAAACAGUCCACCUUUCCUCUCUGUAUCCUGGCCCUGCCGCUCCUCCUUCCUAUAGAAACCCUUCCCAGCGACCUGAGAGUUUCCUUUUCCGAGCAGCUGUAAGGGAUGAAAUGAACAAAGCUGUUGCUUCAUCUCCCUCUUCUGCCACAUCUCCUCCUAAUGAUUCUACAGACCCCAAAGCAAGGCAGAACUCCAAGCAACGUGAGGAAGAGUUGGAGCUAAUAGAGCAACUGCGGAAGAAUAUUGAGUCACGGUUAAAAGUGCCUUUGCCCAGUGAUCUUGGAGCAGCUCUUACUGACGGAGUUGUUCUCUGCCACUUAGCCAAUCAUGUGCGGCCUCGAUCUGUUCCCAGCAUCCAUGUCCCCUCGCCUGCUGUACCUAAGCUAACAAUGGCAAAAUGCAGACGAAAUGUGGAGAAUUUCCUGGAAGCUUGCAGAAAGAUUGGUGUGCCUCAGGAGCGAUUAUGUUUGCCUCUGCAUAUUUUAGAAGAGAAAGGUUUGACACAGGUAGCAGUGACAGUCCACGCACUUCUGGAGCUUGCACCCCCAAAGCAGCAGCAUCACCACUUGUCUGCUGCGUAAAGAUCUCCAGGACCUUUUGGUUUCCCUUGGCUAAGGAGAAGAACAUGAAGACUUUACUGCUGGUGCAGUGUAUCCAAACACACAGAGCUCGGUUCUAAGAAGGAAAUUAGCUUCUGUGAUUCCUGACAGGAAUGUUUUGCUUCAUUUCUCCACUUUUUUGGAGAUCACACCAGUUUCCAUUUAAUUUUUUACCAAUAUUUUUUCCCCUUUAUAAAGUGAGGUUUUUUCCGUGGGGAAAAUUCCUUUGUCUGGUUGUUUAAAAGCAUCUGUUAAAACUGACUAUGUAGAUGUAGGGGAUUUAUAUAUACAGUUGGAAAAACUGUAAGAUUCCUACUAGGAUGUAUUUCCAAAGGGGAUGUUUCCAUUGCAACACAGUGAUGGAUACUGCUUGUCCUCCCCAGGAGUCCCAGAGAGAGUUUUCCCUGCUUCUAAGAAACGCCAGCUCUUUCCAGUGCAUAUAAAGAUCACAGGUUAAGACUGUGUUUUGAAGCUGAUGAGUCUCAGUUUUUCAAAGCAAGACUGAAAGUGAUACUUCAGUCUGUGUUGGCAUGUCCUCAAUAUUCAAAAAAUAUAGAGAGUGCUGUUUUUUUCCAGGGAAAACAUACUGCUUGUUACCUCUAUAAGUAACACACAUUUCAGUGAAAGAUACUAAACCAUAACUGUUCAAAUAGUUUUAUUAAACAAAUCAAAAUAUUUGCUGGCUUUAAGCUUCUGUUGGUUAUAAAUCUCUCUUUGUAUUGGAAUCUUCCCCACUUCAGUGGGAAAGAUCUUACCCCUUUCUUGCCCUCUCCUACCCAUCAUGGGGACUCGGUUACUAAAUGGUAAUGUUAAAUUGGUCUAUGGCUUGUAUGUGCUGCAAAUAAUGACUGAAGAUUUUCCUAUGGAGAAUCAUGUACCUAUUUUCAUUUCAGUGCAAAUAAUCAUAAGCUAUCAAACCAUCAUUAGAGAUCUGUUAUCCAAUUCUGUUUUCAAUUGAAAACAACACACAACCACCCCCUUACACCAAUGAAGACCCCAGUUAUGUAGGAACAAAUUAUUGUAGGAAAGAAUGAGAUUAUUGAAUUCCUGGAGUGGUUCUGUGUGUUGGCAUAACGCUCAGCUUUCAAAAUGCCAGUCUUUUGCAAAAGGAAAUUUCUGCGGGUGGGUUUGAGAGAAUGUGUUGUUAAAGCAUGUUUUCUUGUAGUUCAUACAGUGCUAUAAACUGCCUUUACUCCCCUCCGCCUACCUCCUUUUCUCCAAAAAAUGGAAAUUCAAAAUAUGUGAACAGGAAACUGAAAAUAAGGUAUGAGGUUACUUUAAAGGUGACUGGCAAAGUCCAGAAUUCUCUGCUGCCUUGGCCCCCUGACUAGGCUGGGUCACAUCCAGCCCUGUAGUAACUUUAUUUUUUGAUAUAGUAACAAUUUAAAAAUCCUGUUCUCCCACAAUGAAAUCCUCUUGCUAUUUCCUGGGGUAUCCCAGAAGACACCUCUGCCAUUAUCAUGGAUUGCACAGGGUGUGAAUGAGACUUCUGGUAUUUGUGGUGUUCCAUUCUGGGGUAUUGUUAGUGAACCAGUAAUACCAAGAGGUUUUCAGAAGGGAUGAAGUGAGCAGAAGAGAUGGAAAAAGGGUUAGUUAAAAGUUUUCUUUGCUGUAAUAAGCCUGGUCAUGGGAACAUUUGAGCACAGAAGUCUGGGCUUAGCUGAAUUUUCCCUUUAGAUUUGUCAUUCCAUUCUCACCCUGAUUUGUUUGCAUAAUAAUUAUUUCAUGGUAGCUUGUGGUAACUGUUGUCUCAACGAUUUCACAUAAGGAAAUAUUUUGCUUCAUAUUGGUGUUGACGCCACUGAUCACACCAUAAGUCUAGAAAAACACGUGAAGGAUAUUUAAAACUAGAGUCGCACAGUUGAUAAGAGAAAAUAUUUUCAUAAUGUGUAAGUGGCUGCCUUGGGUUCUGGAAGAUCUGAGUAUGCCAGUAACAUGCAUCAUAAAAAGGAAGAGAGCAGCUCUGUACAGGUACACCUUCCCCCAGCAAACGGUUAGACUGUGUUCACAGCACCUUGUUCCAAGGGAAGGCUGGCAAAGGACAGAGCUGGUCCUUGAAGGAUUAUGUGGCAGUGAAAGGAGAAUUUUUUUUUUACUGCAGUCUCUGCCCUUUGUUGAAUGGGGGAUGGCAUCUCACUGCUGACACUAUAGACUAGUGGUUCCCAAACUUUUUCCCCCCACCCCCAUCCCCUGAAGCAGUGGGGCCAGUUCAGAUAUUUCUUGGGAGGAGGCAGGUUUUUUCAACCCUGUGCUGCCCGGUCCCACAGCCAGCCCUACUCUCCCCUUGUCACCCAUUCCCCAGGGUAGUGGGAGGAGUUGUCAUUGCAACGUGGAGCAGGCGGGGCACACGGACUGGGCACUCCGGCCCAUCAGUGGUGGCAGCACGGGCUCCCCAGUGCUGCAGCUCCCUGCCAGGCUGGGGGUUCUCAUUUCAGCACUGCCAGCCCUUGGAUUCUUCUACCAGCAGCAGAGACUAGCAUCUCUGCAGCCAGCUCCGUGCACCCCAGGAUGGGACCAUCAGCAGCUUCUCUGCCUCCCCUCCCUGCUGGCUCGAGGCUUCCAGCAACGCCCAGUGGAGAGGCCGGCGGUUCUUGGAGGGCCCAGCAGGCAGAGCGGGAUUGGGUGCUGCGCGUGUCCCCUCCAGAGCUCCCGCCUCCCUCACGCUGCUCCCUACCCCUCCUCCCUGAUGGCGCAAAAUCUUUUAACCCUCUGCGGGUUGUGAUCGCCCGUUUGGAAAACUCUGAUAUAGACAAUUCUGCCAUAGACCAUAAAUGCUUCCUUAGGGGUUGUCUACAAAUCAUUGUUAAAGGGGAGUAACAAAUGAUCUGAAUUCUCAGUACUAGAUACUUUGCAUUCUGUGUACCUGGGUAUUAGGUUUUGUUUAAUAGAUCGAAAGAAAUCUGUUAAACUUAAUGUGGAAUUGUGAGAGUCUGUUAUUUGCUCCAGCCCAGCUUCCCGGACUUACAGAAACUGACUGUAACAGCAUUCAUGUUGGUAGAAGUUGGACAUUUCAUAAAUGUUAAUUUUUGGAAAACUAACCACACCUCUACCCCGAUAUAACAUGAAUUCGGAUAUAACGCGGUAAAGCAGUGCUCCAGGGGGGCGGGGCUGCGCACUCCGGCGGAUCAAAACAAGUUCGAUAUAACGCGGUUUCACCUAUAAGAUUUUUUGGCUCCCGAGGACAGUGUUAUAUCGGGGUAGAGGUGUAUUUGGAGUUUGAGCCUGACUUUCAGUGAAUAGCCACUUCUCAGUGUGUCUUGUAAAAUCAGCCACUGUCGCACACACGUGUGUAGACGAAUUUUACAUCAGCAACUAUGCUUGUAUGCCUGGUCAGGUGUAUGCUCCUAUUUUCUUUACAGUUCUAAAUAAACGUUUCACUCGAGCAAGUACACAUUUGUGUGGUCAUGUUAGUUUGACUCUUUAAUUUUCUGUUUUCAUGCUGGCAAACACUAAACGUUGACCAGACAUCGAGGAUGAAAAUCCAAAUCGGAAAUUUCAAGAUACGGUUUAUUUGUGAUGUAUUAUACCAAAAAACCCUUCCAUUUUCUGUUGUAAAUAAAUGGGUUGGGAUUUUUUGGUAUAUUUAUGUGCAAUUUUUGUUAUAUCCAGUGAAAAAAUAUUUUAAAGAAAACACAUUAGAUUUCAUUUUGUGUGCUAAAGCAAGAAUCAAUUGUGGUCUUUCCCUUUUGGGGCAUUUGUGUUGGGGAAAAAUCCAUUUCAGAGUGUAGCGCUUGCUAGUAGGUUUAUGUUAACUCCGCUGUGUUGUUACCCUUACACAAACCUUGCUAAGCACUGAAGAACAUUGAGGAUCGAUAACGUUAAGAAAUAGAAAUUGAAGUGGCACUGGCACUUAAUGGUCCUUGAUGGUGUUGAAAUGAUCUGGUCAGGAAAUAGGGGAUUUUGAUUUCUCCUCCUUGAGAGCUAGCGACGGGGGAGACUUGUUCGGAAAGCCCCUUCCUUGCUGGGUUAUUAAAUUCUAGACAACGUUUUACAGCACUGAGAACACUUCUGUUGCUCUUAGCAGUGACGUGAUAACUGGUGUUUUUUUUAAUCUUUUUAUGACUUUAAAUGGUUCUUUGACAUUUUUGUUUUAGAAGCAGAGGAAUUCUAAGGUGGAUUUAAACAUUUUAAAAAAUCGUUUGUAUAGAUAUUGUGUUUUACAAACAAUCUAAUUUUGUUUCUGAAAACCUUGUAAACGUGUAAUUAAUAGAGUAAAGGAUUUUUAAAGCUCUGCCUAUACUUGUAUGUCUGUAAAUACAUUCCAUAAUUUCUAAGACUGUUAAGUAUAAAUAUGCCAGAAUAUUGUGUACUUUAUUUUAAAUUGCCUGUAUGCUGCUAGUUGUGUGAACUUCUAGCACACUGAUAAUAUAAAACCAAAUACCUGGGUAAUUUGAAAUAAAGUUUUAAAACCUACAUGAACUGAAA